AUGAACGUGGGCAGACUUACGUGCCUGUUGAAGCUGAGGUGUGUUUUAGGAGCAGUGUGUGGGAUGCAGUGGUACGCCUUUGCUGCUCUGGGCAUCCUGACUGCCAUCCUCAGCUUCCUCAUCGACCUCAGUGUAUCAAAUCUCCUUAGAGCUCACCAGUGGCUUUAUAUAAAACUGGACGGAAACAGACUUCUGCAGUUCUUCUGCUGGACUCUUUACCCAGUUUCCCUCUGUGCUGUUGCGUCAUCAUUCUCCCACAGCAUCUGUCCCUUCUCCACAGGCUCAGGGAUACCAGAAGUAAGAACCAUGCUGACCGGCAUCAAAAUGCCUCAUUAUUUGUCUCUUACUAACAUGUUUGCCAAGUUCCUGGGGCUCAUCUGUACGUUGUCAGCUGGGAGCACUCUUUUCCUGGGCAAAGUGGGUCCAUUUGUGCACCUGUCCACCAUGAUGGGAGACUACCUGAACAAGCUCUGCUCUCUAAUUCAAGGAAAUGAGGAGGAAAGUUCUGCAGGACAAAUGCUGGUUGUAGCUGCAACUGUGGGUGUAGCGAGCUGCUUCGGAGCUCCUGUCAGCGGGGUGCUAUUCGGUAUGGAGGUGAUGUGUCAUCACUUUGACCUAAAACAUUACUGCCCGUGUUUCUUCUCGGCUGUCUGUGGGUCACUAACCUUCCGUCUGCUCUCAGUGUGGAGCGGAGCUGAAGAGACUCUUCAGGUUGUGUUUAAAACAAAUUUUCCAAAUACUUUACCAUUCCUACCCAUUGAAAUUCUGGUGUUUUGCUUUCCUGGGCUGCUGUGUGGAGCCGUAAGCUGCUGCUUUCUCUUUUGCCAUCGCUGGAUCCUGCAAUAAAGAACGAAGCCAGUCAUCAUCAAGAUGCUGACAACACAGAGCGGUCUGUACUCAGGCACAGUCACCUUCCUCCUCGCAUCUCUGACGUUCCCCCACUCUGCUGGUUGGCACAUGGCUUCUCAGUGUACCAUGAAACAGCUGAUCCCCUAUUUACUGGACAGCCAGCAGUGGUGGUCUCAGUCCUACAAUGCCUCGGCACAACUGGAGCAAGAACCUUGUUUGCAAUGCACCUGUGGAAGCACCGUUUAUUUCUCUUUGACUUUCUUUCUGUUCAUGAAGCUGUGGAUGCUGCUCCUUGUCUGCACUCUGCCUCUGCCAGCUGGAUACUUCAUGCCUGUCUUCAUCUAUGGGGCAGCUUUAGGCCGUUUUGUUGGCGAAGGACUGGCUUAUUUGUCUUCAGGACAACGACAAACAUCCAUUAAUCCUGGAGGAUAUGCACUGGCUGGUGCUGCUGCCUUUUCUGGAGCUGUGACACACACUUUGUCUCCGGCUCUCCUGGCUUUGGAGUUGACUGGUCAGUUCAGCCACGCUGCACCCGUCCUCCUUGCGACGCUGCUGGCUAAUGCCAUAGCUCGCUGUAGACACCGCCCAUCUUUUUAUGAUGCCCUCUCUGUCAGCAAAAGGCUCCCACACCUGUUGUCCCUGGUGAAGGUCUGCCCCAGGCUUUAUUGUACACCAGUCGGAGAAGUUGUGAACACUCAGCCAGUGUAUCUUCACAAAGCAGCCAGACCAGUGGAGGUUCAGCAUGCUGUCAACAGCAGCAGUGAAAAGGAAAUCCCUGUGGUCGACUCUCACGAGUCACAAAUCUUACUGGGGUUUGUCCUCCGAUCAGACCUGCUGAUGUUCCUGCGGCGAUGUAAGACCGAGCAUCUGGAGAAGCAUUUGGAGGAGAUUUGCUGUAUUCACCCAACCUUAGUCCUGUUAUCGCCUCACAACACACUUCAGGAGUGGGCGUGGCCUAAACCGGACGUGGGCGUGGUUUAUCCAUAA
Molecule: messenger RNA, 1836 nt
Organism: Thalassophryne amazonica
Lineage: Eukaryota; Metazoa; Chordata; Actinopteri; Batrachoidiformes; Batrachoididae
Gene: clcnk
Product: chloride channel K
Biological process (GO): chloride transport; transmembrane transport
Cellular component (GO): membrane
Molecular function (GO): voltage-gated chloride channel activity
Source: RefSeq, a predicted model, not a curated record